Messenger RNA from Actinia tenebrosa (Australian red waratah sea anemone), 4868 nucleotides. Its product is annotated as polyphosphatidylinositol phosphatase SYNJ1. Lineage: Eukaryota; Metazoa; Cnidaria; Anthozoa; Actiniaria; Actiniidae. Gene Ontology annotation, biological process: phosphatidylinositol dephosphorylation; synaptic vesicle endocytosis. Gene Ontology annotation, molecular function: phosphatidylinositol-4,5-bisphosphate 5-phosphatase activity; RNA binding. The record is from RefSeq and is a predicted model, not a curated record.
UCCUGGAAGUUCCACUUCCAUCCUGAGCCAGUGGUUUAGACAAGGAGGUGACAGCGGUCAUCUACGGGAAAUAAAGAUGGCGGUCGCCAAAUAAACAGAACUAUUUUGAGAACAAAAAUAUUUACAGCUUAAAAUUAAAAAUGCUGAUAGGAAAAUCUUUUACUUGCUAUACUAAAACAGAUAAAGACCCUGUUUCUAUUCUCCUGGAAUGCAAACACCGUACGGAAACAUUGUUGUUUGAGAGUGGAGCCAUAGCCCAACUUUCUCAGUUGGAGACAGAGACAAUAAAGAAAAACUAUACAAAAGUCGUGGACGCGUAUGGUUGUCUUGGAGUAUUGAAAAUCAAUCUUGAUGAGGAAGAAACAAUUUAUUUCCUAGUUCUUGUGACAGGCUGUACUUCUGUUGGCAAGAUCCAGGAGAGUGAAAUUUUCAAGAUAAAUGCUACCCAUUUUGUCCCAUUACAAGAAGGACAAGAUGAUGAAAGCAUCACAGAGAUCCGUAAAUUGCUUAAUUCAAGUAACUUUUAUUUUGCUGUGUCUCAAGGUGAACAGUUGCCUCUAGAUCUCAGUCUUAGCGCUCAGAGACAGCAUGAUAAACAGAAAUCUGAUAACCGAUUUAUGUGGAACCGUAGUCUUCAGGUUCAUGUUGAAAAAUUUGGUGUUAAUUGUUCUCACUGGUUGUUGAGUAUAAUGUGUGGUGGUGUAGAAAUCAAGACUGUUUACAUUGGAGCCAAACAAGCAAAGGCUUGCCUAAUUUCCAGGCUGAGCUGCGAGAGGGCUGGCACUAGGUUCUAUGUGAGAGGGACUAAUGAUGAAGGUCAUGUUGCAAACUUUGUAGAAACUGAGCAGUUGAUAGUUCUGGAUCAGACGAUAACAUCUUAUGUACAAACCAGAGGAUCUGUCCCUGUGUUUUGGGAACAACCUGGCCUACAGUUUGGUUCACAUAAAGUUAAGCUGUCCAGAGGUUUUAUUGCAUCAUCACCAGCAUUUGACAGACAUAUUACGGCUUUGAAGUCACUAUAUGGACAGAAUUUGAUAGUAAAUCUGCUUGGAAUCAAAGAGGGAGAAAACACUCUGAGUACUGCUUUCCAGGACCAGCUGAAGGAUUCUGUCCAUGGUCACAAUACACCCAUGAUUUGCUUUGAUUACCAUAGAAUCUGUAAGGGUGGACGGGCAAGCAAACUAGCGGCACUCAAAGACAAAGCUAAGCCAUCGAUGGAUGAAUUUGGAUUGUUCUUUGCUAAAGCAGGAAAAGUAGAAAAACGUCAGAAGGGUGUCAUACGUUCAAAUUGCCUGGACUGCAUCGAUAGGUCUAACAAUGUACAAACAUUCUUUGGAUUUGAGAUGUUAGCGGUCCAGAUGCAGUGUCUUGGUUUGGCUAACAAAGCAUCGAUUGUCGCUAGAUUUGAAGAAGCAUUCAAAGUGAUGUGGCAAAAAAAUGGCGAUAAUAUCAGUAGGAUAUAUAUAGGAACUGGUGCACUUGAUGGUAAAGCAAGGGUUGUCAACAAGCUGCGUGAUGGCGCACGGUCUGUCAAGAGAGCUAUUCGCAGUAACUUCUUAGACGGCAGUAAACAGGAAGCCAUUGAUAUGCUACUGCUAGGCAACACAUUCUCAGGGGAGCUUGGUGAACGUGCACGUGCACUUCUCAAUCCAUCGUUCUUACACUCUUCUCCCAAGAUACUUCGCGAGCUUUGUGACAGACACUUGGAGUACACCACGUGGUCACACAUUAGGGUGUGUGUUGGCACGUGGAAUGUAAAUGGUGGACGUCACUUCCGGUCCAUAGCCCAUAAACACCAAACCAUGCAUGGCUGGUUACUAGACUUCCAUGAGAGUUUACCGGACAGUGGGUAUUCAGAAGUAGAUAAGGUGGACUUUAAACAGCCUACUGAUGUAUAUGCUAUUGGGUUUGAAGAACUGGUUGAUUUAAAUGCUUCAAAUAUUGUCUCCACAAGCUCAACUCAGAGAAAAGAAUGGGGCGAGGAGUUACGGCGAGUAAUAUCACGUGACUUUCCUUACGUCCUGGUCACGUGUGAGCAACUGGUUGGUGUUUGUUUAUACCUGUUUGUUCGUCCUCAUCUCGUGCCCUACAUUAGGGAUGUUGCGGUACAUGCUGUCAAGACAGGAAUGGGUGGUAGUGCUGGUAACAAGGGUGGUGUAGCAAUACGCAUGCUCCUUCAUGCCACCUCUCUCUGCUUCGUCUGUUCUCAUCUGGCGGCUGGACAGUCAGGCGUACAGGACAGGAAUAACGAUUACCAGGACAUCGCAUCAAGAAUAGCAUUCCCGAUGGGUCGUACCAUCAGGUCACAUGACUACGUCUUCUGGUGCGGAGAUUUUAACUAUCGUAUUGAUCAACCAAUUGAUGACGUCAAGUCUUUCAUCAAGCAGAAGAACUGGGAUGCGCUGAUUGAAGGAGAUCAACUGAUAAAACAGAGAAAUGACCAUAAGGUUUUUCGAGGAUACCAUGAAGGAAAGUUGAACUUCGCCCCUACCUACAAAUACGACUUAUUCUCAGACGAUUACGACACAAGUGAAAAAAUGCGCAUCCCAGCCUGGACUGACCGCGUCCUGUGGCGAAGGAGGAAGCCUCGGUACAAGUCAGAAGCGCACGUCAAAAAACAUAUGAUUAAUCGAACCAAUGAACAGACAGGAGACUUAAUGACUAAUGAGGGGGAGGAGGAGCUGGAAGAGGAUGAAGAUGAGGAUGAAGAAGAGGAAAACAGAGAUGUCCAAACAUCAGAAACGGAUGGUCAAAGCUCUACAGACAUUCAUUUUCAUCCUGGUAAAGUACUGUAUUACGGGAAAGCUGAACUCAAGACUUCAGAUCACAGGCCUGUGGUAGCAUUGAUCGAGGUCGAGAUCCAGGAAGUAGAUUUUAAUAAACAGAGUAAGGUACACGAGAGUGUGAUGAUGUCCAUGGGUCCCGCUGAUCCUACUAUUGUAGUAACAUGUGAUGAUCAAGAUGAUGAAGAAGGCAUUGAUAUAGAAGAACUGUUGGAACUGCUAGAAUCCUUUGGGACUGCAGUACUUGUCAGAGUGGUAGAUGAUGAAAUACUCGUGUCGUUUGAUGAUGGUAGAAGUGCUUUAAAAGCAUUACAUCUGGAUGGCAAACAGAUUGCAGGAAAAACAGCACUUAUCCGCCUGAAGUCCGAGAGUCUUUUGUCCAACACCGAUCUAACAAUACAUUCGUUAAUAACAAGUGAUUCGUCUCUCACUGGUGAUUCCGCGGACACAGCUAUUCUCCCUCAACCAAGAGGCCGAGCCCUCUCCGAUCUGUUAUCGAGUACUAGCGAAACCAGUACGAACCUUCCGAUCCUUGAGCCGAUUAAAAUACAAUCAGCCGAAGGAGAUAGUUCGGAAAGUGAAGCCGAGGAAGAUAUUGAUUAUGAUGAAUACAAUAGCGACGAUGAAGAUAAUAAUAUUGAUACGAGACCAGAGGCUGAUAGAGAUAUUGAAGAUGAUGAACCCAGACCUAGGUCCAAACCCCCACGUCCAGCCCAACCAAAGCGUCCUCCGCCACCCAGACCUGCGGCUAAACCCAAACCAACACAGCAUCAAGUUUCAAGAAUCAUCGAGGAACCCGAGCGAGCUGUUUUACCAGAGGACGAUUUUAAGGGCUCACAAGAAACAUUUGAAGAUUUUGAUCCACUGGCAGCAAGAGAUGCAGAGAAGGCAUCAGAAAAACCACGAAGACCUCCCCCACCUAGACGACCUGCCCCGCCCAAGAUCAAACCAAAGGUCACUGAGGUUACGCACACUACUGUAGAUCGUAGCAAACCUGCUAAACAGGCCUCUGGCCCUGGACACGCGGAAAUUGGUAUGCCAUUUAACGUGCAACAUCUUGGUCACGUGAGCGUAGAUAAUAUCGAGGCUUUACUCAUGGCUGCUAAAGACGAUCCCACGCUCUUACCGUCAUUUUUGGCCGCGGAAGAAAAGGCUCUAGGAAGUGAUUCCCAGAAAGUCGAAUCCAAACCAAAACUCGAAAUCAAUUCAAAACCAAAAGAUUUUCUUGAGCCUGUGAAGGAGUCAUCUCAUGUGUCAGCGGUGAACACCAGUCCUGAAACGACACACACGGAGAACCCUCCAGUACCUGCGCGUAGAUCCAGACCAACUCCAAUACCCAGGUCAAGGUCCUUCGCGGAGUCAAAAGAAGCGGUGGACUGGGAGAAAUUCCCAGAACCCACUGCGCAUGCUCCACCGGUUGUUAAACCUAAACCCAAAACCAAACCGAAGCCGUUAAUAACAAAAUCUCAUUCCCAGGCGAUAGAGAAUAAUAGUAGGGAAGUUGACGAUAAAACUGAAGGAAUAAGGCCACCACCUUAUACCUCGCCAUUACCUCCAGCAAGACCUGCUCAGGAAGUUACAAGCUCCAAAGAAACUUUGGAAUCUAAUCUAACAGCUCCGGUACCUCCAGCACGCAGGCGGCAUCUCCCAAAACUCCCACCAACACGACCAGUAUCAGUACCCAAUCUUCCUCAGUAUGUAUCGCAAGAUACUCAGUCUGAUAGACUGGACCCUGAUGAUGGCGCAUGCGCAAAGAAAGCUGGUAGUAUUCAUGAUAUCGACAGGUUUGGUGAAUCAAGUAGGAGUCAGAUUAUCACGAAGAAGGCUGGUCCUCCUCCAGUACCUCCACGAGUAGACUUAGAAUAAUUAAGUGUAAAAACUAACUAUUAGGAUUAAUAUUUAUAUUAAUUCAAGUCCAUUUGCUAAUAAUAUUGUUGGUAUUAAAAAAAAAGGUUAAAAGGUUUGUUAAGGACGUUCACGGGCAAAAGGUCCCACGUUGGUUUCAAAUAACAAAAUAAAAAAGGCGGGUCCUCGACUUUGUAUUAGAGAUUAUAAGAGAGUAAAGACGAUUUUAUUACAUUUUUA